Crotalus tigris (Tiger rattlesnake) is the source of this 2746-nucleotide messenger RNA. RefSeq names its product ADP dependent glucokinase (gene ADPGK). The transcript has 8 exons. The record is from RefSeq and is a predicted model, not a curated record. Gene Ontology annotation, molecular function: ADP-specific glucokinase activity. Gene Ontology annotation, cellular component: endoplasmic reticulum. NCBI's taxonomy places the organism in Eukaryota, Metazoa, Chordata, Lepidosauria, Squamata, Viperidae. Gene Ontology annotation, biological process: glucose metabolic process. Bases 415 to 1890 code for a protein of 491 amino acids.
CUCGAGAGGCGGCGUGAGGAGCCCGCUACGCCGCUUCCGUUAGAGAGCUCCGCUUAUUCCCUACCGAGACUUACGGCGGCCUGGCCGAGGGACGGAAACGGCGUAGCGGACGCUCGUGGCGGGACGUGGCGGACCCAGGACGAUUGAAGUUGCCGAAGCACCCAAGGAAGCCACAACUGGGAAUAGGAACCUCUGGAGUCCUCCCCCCAAAAGGGGCAAACGACCCACCCUAAAGUGGGCUUGUGGGCAGCUUCCGUUGUGCAAACUCCCCUGACUCGUGUUCAAUCCUUCCUCUUCAGAGUGGGACCUGUUUCCAGAUGGACGGUGACCCCUGAAGCCCCUUCGACGGCUACCUGCCUUUGAGAGCCUCUGUGUAAUCCUGGUCCGUCCUCGGCCUUGGCGCAGGACUUCACCAUGUGGCGCAAGGCCCUGGCUGUGGCUCUGCUGGCUUUGACCACGGGUUACGUCUUCUGGCUGGACCCCACGUUGCCGGAUUCCCUGUGGGAGCAUCUCUCGGGCUCCUUCCUGAACCGACUUCGCGGGAAUCUGGGGUCCCCGGAGGGCAACAUGGCCGAGGCCUGGGAUGCCCUCAUCACCCAGCCAGCUAAGCAGUGGAACAGAGUCGCUGUGGGGGUCAACACCUGCGUAGAUGUGAUCCUGUCCGGGGCGAAGCUGCUGCAGGCCCUCGGCUUCCACGGCCAGGGCGGGAAAGACCACUCUGUCUUGCGUUCCGCUGCUGAUCUGGAAGAAGCCUUCCUCCAUUUUAUGGGGAAGGGGGCGGCUGCAGAACGGUUCUUCAGUGACGCAGACGCCUUCCACCGCAUCGCACAAAUGGCGGCCAGCUAUCCUGGCGCCCAGUUGUAUGUUGGAGGAAAUGCCGCUCUCAUCGGCCAGAAAAUUGCAUCUCAUCCUGACUUAAAGGUUCUACUUUGUGGCCCAAUUGGGCCUAAACUUCACGAGUUGCUUGACGAGAAUGUAAUGGUCCCUCCAGAAUCACUGCAAGAAUUAGAUGAAUAUCAUCUUAUUUUGGAAUACCAAGCAGGUGAAGAAUGGGGAGAGCGGAGAGCUCCCAACGCCAACCGAUUCAUCUUCUCCCAUGACCUGUCCAACGGGGCCAUGAACAUGCUAGAAGUAUUUGUAUCCAGCCUGAAGGAAUUUCAGCCAGACCUGGUGGUGCUUUCAGGAUUCCAUAUGAUGGAAGGACAGACCAGAGAGCUGCGCCAGAAGAGGAUCCGAGAGGCUGUAACUUCCAUUUCUGACAUUCCCAUGGACGUCCCGAUCCAUUUAGAAUUAGCCGGUAUGACCGACCCAGACCUCAUGAGAGAAAUAAUUCACCAGCAGAUCUUCCCUCUCGUGAACUCCAUUGGCUUGAACGAGCAAGAGCUGCUGUUCCUCAGCCAGGCAGCCUCAGGACCUCACUCCUCCUUAACUUCCUGGAAUGGCGUUCCAGAGGUGGCUGUUGUCAGUGACAUCAUUUUCUGGAUCUUGAAAGAAUACGGGAGAACUUCAGCUCAGGCUUCGGAUCUCACCCGGAUCCACUUCCAUACUUUGGCCUACCACCUCCUGGUUACCGUGGAUGGGUACUGGGGCAACCAGGUGGCAGCGGUGGCUGCUGGAGCCAGGGUGGCGGGAACCCAAGCUUGUGCCACCCAGACCAUUGACGCCAGCAAAGUCUUCCUGAAGGCACCACUGGAGUUUGCCACUUCCAAGAUGGAGGGGGCCUCCAGAGUCUCCUUAAAUCCGAAGGAGCCCAUAUCGGUAUGGCAUCAGGACGCCAUUUCUUUCCAUUACACUCCCGUGCUGGUGUGUAAAAGCCCUCUGCGGACUGUGGGCCUCGGGGACGCCAUAUCUGCUGAAGGACUCUUGUAUUCAGAAAUCCAUCCUCAUUAACCACCGAAUAAAGAGAUCACUCCAUUGUUUAGAGUCCAGGGGUAGUCAACCUUGGCUCUUUUAUGACUUGUGGAAUUCCUGAGCCAGUAUAGCAUAGCUGGCUCAAGAAUUCUGGGAGUUGAAGUCCACGAGUCAUAAAAGAGCCAAGGUGUUCAGACCAACAGGUAGAGGCUGGAAUUCAGAUUGGAUCAGGAACCAAAGGGGCGAAAAAAUAAAUGCUAUCCAGAACUUGGAUUUAUUGUCACAGGAAUGUUUAUAAUGCAAAAAUGGUAAGGUAGGAAGGGACCCCUUUUGGUCGGAGCGAGAAAGCCAAGUUUAUUUAUUUUUUUAAAAAUUAAGUCCAUUUCAUUUGCUAUAAUUUCUAAAAAGGGAUGUUGUUCGUGGUGCCUGCUUAUUCCAGGGGGGGAUAUAGGGAUUCUUUUCAGAAUCGUAUCAGCCAGGCAGAAGUAAAAAAAAAAAAAAUAUUAUUAUUUCUUUACCUUCCUGACAUAGAAAAACCCAAGCUUCUACUUGUUUGGAAGACCAAUGUAUUUACCCUUUAACUUUCCUACUUCCAAAGAUGUACCAGCCUAUUAACAGGCAAGGAAAGGGUUCUCCUCUUAGGCUCAUAAAGUGACUGAGGCUGGAUAAUGCUAAUUUCCUUCGCUGGAUAAUGCUAAUUUCUUCUUUUGCCUUUUGCGGUUGCUACUUUCAAAGGUCUUUUGUUGGCAAGGUGAUUCUCAAAUGUGAGGCAGUUUUGUCUCCUAACAGUGAAGGCUGGGGGCAAGGAUGAGAAAGGAGAGCCUACCGUAUAACCGCUGCUGACAUGUUAAGCGUAAUAAACAGAACAAGUUGCAAUAAAUCUGUGAAGAAUGCC